AUGACCAAGACAGAUGCCUUCAAACUCGAAAUCGUCACCUUGAAAGACAUCCCCGCAAUCAGCCAGCUAUGGUUCGCAGCCUUUCCCGACAUGGAGGCCCUGUUCCCCAACACACCGGCGAUGCACCAGUGGUGGGAUGAUGCCAACCGUGCCGACAUGAUCCGGAAACCAUUCCAAAGAUAUCUCAAGGUGGUCGACACACACACCCUCGACGAACGAGGCCGACCGCGGCUCGUUGCAUAUGCGAAAUGGGAUCUGUCGAUGCCUGAGGAGCGAGGACCACGCUUUCCACCUUGGCACGAAUCCCAACCUGCGCUGGACUGCGAUACGCUGUUCCAAGGAUUAGAGAGUGAACGUGCUCGUGUAAUGGGCAGUCGAAGACACUAUUAUCUCGAUAUGCUCGCCACACACCCAGAGUAUCGUAGGCGAGGCGCAGGCUCCAUGCUGGUCAAAUGGGGAUGUGAUUUGGCCGAUCGCGAAGGAGUCGGAGCCUAUGUGGAUGCCAGUCAGGCCGGGGUUCCGCUGUAUAAGAAAUUUGGGUUUGUCAGUCGAAGUCAGACGGGGUCGGACAGUUUGAUCCUCUCCAUGGCACGGGACAUUUGA
Molecule: messenger RNA, 603 nt
Organism: Penicillium oxalicum
Lineage: Eukaryota; Fungi; Ascomycota; Eurotiomycetes; Eurotiales; Aspergillaceae
Product: GNAT family N-acetyltransferase
Exons: 2
Coding region: 1-603 (200 amino acids)
Molecular function (GO): acyltransferase activity, transferring groups other than amino-acyl groups
Source: RefSeq, a predicted model, not a curated record